Molecule: messenger RNA, 6048 nt
Organism: Tauraco erythrolophus (red-crested turaco)
Lineage: Eukaryota; Metazoa; Chordata; Aves; Musophagiformes; Musophagidae
Source: RefSeq, a predicted model, not a curated record
AUGGCUCAAGCAGCUAAGCAGCUGAAGAAAAUCAAAGAUAUUGAGGCUCAGGCUCUGCAGGAGCAGAAAGAGAAGGAAGAAUCCAAUCGCAAGCGCAGGAACAGGGACCGGAAGAAAAAGGCCGAUGCUGCAACCAGUUUCUUGAGAGCUGCAAGAUCCGGGAAUCUGGACAAAGCCUUGGAUCACCUCAGGAAUGGGGUAGAUAUUAACACCUGUAACCAGAAUGGGCUGAACGCCUUGCACCUGGCCUCCAAGGAGGGCCACGUGAAAAUGGUGGUGGAGCUGCUGCACAAGGAGAUCGUCUUGGAGACAACCACCAAGAAGGGAAACACAGCCCUGCAUAUCGCUGCCCUGGCUGGACAACAGGACGUGGUCCGGGAGCUGGUGAACUACGGGGCCAACGUCAAUGCACAGUCACAGAAAGGCUUCACACCCCUCUACAUGGCAGCACAGGAAAACCACCUGGAAGUUGUCAAGUUCUUGCUGGAAAAUGGAGCCAACCAGAAUGUAGCCACAGAGGACGGCUUCACACCACUAGCUGUGGCUCUGCAGCAAGGGCAUGAGAACGUGGUUGCUCACCUUAUCAACUAUGGGACAAAGGGUAAGGUCCGCCUGCCUGCCCUGCACAUUGCAGCCCGCAACGAUGACACUCGCACAGCUGCCGUGCUGCUGCAGAAUGACCCCAAUGCUGACGUUCUCUCCAAGACUGGAUUUACCCCCUUGCACAUUGCAGCCCACUACGAGAAUCUCAGUGUGGCCCAGUUACUGCUGACCCGUGGAGCCAGUGUCAACUUCACACCCCAGAAUGGGAUCACUCCCCUGCACAUAGCCUCCCGCCGAGGCAACAUCAUCAUGGUACGGCUGCUGCUGGACCGCGGGGCCCAGAUAGAGACGAGGACCAAGGAUGAGCUGACCCCUCUCCACUGUGCAGCUCGCAACGGACAUGUGCGAAUUGCAGAGAUCCUGCUGGACCACGGGGCUCCCAUUCAAGCCAAAACCAAGAACGGCUUGUCGCCGAUCCACAUGGCAGCGCAGGGCGACCACCUGGACUGCGUGCGCCUGCUCCUGCAGUACAGCGCCGAGAUCGAUGACAUCACCCACGACCACCUCACGCCGCUGCACGUGGCCGCCCACUGCGGGCAUCACCGGGUCGCCAAGCUGCUGGUGGAGAAGGGGGCCAAGCCUAACUCCCGAGCCCUGAACGGCUUCACGCCCCUCCAUAUCGCCUGCAAGAAGAACCACAUCCGGGUGAUGGAGCUGCUGCUGAAGACGGGUGCCUCGAUCGAUGCCGUCACGGAGUCUGGGCUGACCCCCCUACACGUGGCUGCCUUCAUGGGGCAUCUGCCCAUUGUCAAGACCUUACUGCAGCGCGGAGCCUCUCCUAAUGUGUCCAAUGUGAAAGUAGAGACGCCUCUACACAUGGCAGCCAGAGCUGGGCACACAGAGGUGGCAAAGUACCUGCUGCAGAACAAAGCCAAAGCCAAUGCCAAGGCCAAGGACGACCAGACGCCUCUGCACUGCGCUGCGCGCAUCGGCCACACUGGCAUGGUCAAACUCCUGCUGGAGAACAAUGCCAACCCCAACCUGGCCACAACAGCAGGGCAUAUGCCACUGCAUGUCACCGCCCGGGAGGGACAUGUGGACACGGCCCUGGCGCUGCUGGAGAAGGGGGCCUCACAGACCUGCAUGACCAAGAAAGGAUUUACCCCUCUCCACGUUGCAGCCAAGUAUGGGAAGGUGGAUGUGGCAGAGCUGCUGCUGGCACGUGACGCUCACCCCAAUGCAGCAGGGAAGAAUGGCCUGACCCCGCUGCACGUGGCUGUGCACCACAACAACCUGGAGAUCGUCAAGCUGCUGCUUCCCACGGGGAGCUCCCCACACAGCUCAGCCUGGAACGGGUACACCCCCCUGCACAUUGCUGCCAGGCAGAACCAGAUGGAGGUGGCCAGUAGCUUGCUGCAGUAUGGCGCUUCUGCGAAUGCGGAGUCUGUGCAAGGAGUCACCCCCCUACACCUGGCUUCCCAGGAGGGUCAUGCAGACAUGGUGGCACUGCUUUUCUCCAAACAAGGCAAUGGCGACCUAGGCAACAAGAGUGGCCUGACUCCUCUCCAUCUGGUGGCCCAAGAGGGGCACGUGCUGGUUGCUGAUGUUCUGGUGAAACACGGAGUCACUGUGGACGCAACAACCAGGAUGGGCUAUACCCCACUGCACGUGGCCAGCCACUAUGGGAACAUCAAGCUGGUGAAGUUUUUGCUACAGCACCAGGCUGAUGUCAAUGCCAAGACUAAGCUUGGCUACACCCCUCUGCACCAGGCGGCACAGCAGGGCCACACGGACGUGGUGACGCUGCUGCUGAAGCACGGCGCCUCUCCCAACGAGAUCAGCACAAACGGCACCACUCCUCUGGCCAUUGCAAGGCGACUUGGCUACAUCUCUGUCACAGAUGUGCUCAAGAUUGUCACUGAGGAGACCGACAUCCCGUCAGCCAGUGACAAGCACCGCAUGAGCUUCCCAGAGACUGUGGACGAGAUUUUGGAUGUGUCAGAGGAUGAAGGCACUGCUCAUGUCACAGUAAUGGAGGAGGAACUGAUCGCACCAAAGCCCAGGACACCUGAUCCCAGGGACCAGGAGGGCAAGAGGGAGAUGCUGGAGUUUGCGACCACGACACUGGAGCAAACGGAGGAGUCUCCAGCUGUCCUGCAGGUCCCCUGCAUCCCACCUGAGACCGUGGUGACCAGAGCAGAGGAGACCGAGCAGCCCUCUAAGGAAUUUGACGAGGACUCCCUGAUCCCCAGCAGCCCCGCAACCGAGACCUCGGACAACAUCAGCCCGGUGGCUAGCCCCGUGCACACAGGGUGAGUGCCCAGUUCCUGGGUGGACGCCCGCGGAGGCUCCAUGCGGGGCAGCCGGCACCACGGACUGCGCGUAGUCAUUCCGCCCCGCGCCUGUGCGGCACCGACCCGCAUCACCUGCCGCCUGGUGAAGCCCCAAAAGCUGCCCGCGCCCCCGACGCUGGCUGAGGAGGAGGGCCUGGCCAGCCGAAUCAUCGCCCUCGGGCCCGCCGGCGCCCAGUUCCUCAGCCCCGUCAUUGUGGAGAUCCCACACUUUGCCUCCUAUGGGCGCAGAGACCGCGAGCUGGUGGUCUUGCGCAACGAGAAUGGCUCUGUCUGGAAGGAGCACCACAACCGCUACGACGAGAGCUACAUGGAGCAGCUACUCAACGGCAUGGAUGAGGAGCUGGAGAGCCUGGAGGAGCUGGAGAAGAAGAGGGUCUGUCGCAUCAUCACCACAGACUUCCCUCUCUACUUCGUGGUCAUGUCUCGGAUUCGCCAGGACUGCGAUGAGAUUGGCCCCAGGGGAGGGUGUUUGAAAAGCACGCUGGUGCCCAUGGUGCAGGCCACCUUCCCAGAUGCCGCCGUCACCAAGGGAGUGAGCCUUGCCCUGCAGGCCCAGCCCGUGCCCGAUGAGCUGGUGACUAAGCUGCUGGGGAACCAAGCGACCUUCAGCCCUAUUGUCACGGUGGAGCCGCGCCGGAGGAAGUUCCACCGCCCCAUUGGCCUCCGCAUCCCACUGCCACCAUCCUGGAAGGAUAAUCCCCGAGACAGCGGCGAGGGUGACACCACCAGCCUGCGCCUGCUCUGCAGUGUGACUGGAGGGACAGCCCAAGCCCAGUGGGAAGACAUAACAGGCACCACAAAACUGGUCUAUGAAAACGAGUGUGCCAACUUUACCACCAAUGUGUCUGCCAGGUUCUGGCUGGCCGACUGCCCACGCACGGCUGAGGCCGUGCACUUUGCCACCAUGCUGUACAAGGAGCUGACGGCUGUGCCCUACAUGGCCAAGUUCGUGGUGUUUGCCAAGAUGAACGAUGCACGGGAAGGCCGGCUGCGCUGCUACUGCAUGACUGACGACAAGGUGGACAAGACUCUAGAGCAGCAUGAAAACUUCACUGAGGUGGCCCGCAGCAGGGACAUCGAGGUGGUGGAGGGGAUGCCGUUGCACGUCGAGCUUUCGGGGAACCUGGUGCCUGUCAAGAAGGCCACUCAGCCCCGCACCUUCCUCUUCCAGUCCUUCCGGGAGAACCGCCUCACCAUCCCUAUCAAGGUUCGGGACAGCAGCCGGGAAGCCAGUGGCUCCCUGUCUUUCUUGCGCAAGGCCAUGAAGUACGAGGACCUUCAGCAUGUGCUCUGCCACCUGAACAUCAGCAUCCCGCCCUGCGCCAAGGGAAGUGGCAGUGAGGAGCGGAGGAGGACACUGACGCCAUUGUCUCUGCGGGAGCGUUACAGCGUCCUAAGUGAGACCAGCUUCGGCUCUCUGAGCAGCACAGACAAAGCAGACCAGAAGAUGGUUGACAUAGCAGAACAGCUGGGCCUCAGCUGGGCUGAGCUGGCGCGUGAGCUGCAGUUUGGAGUGGAUGACAUCAACAGGAUACGUGUGGAGAACCCCAACUCCCUGCUGGAGCAGAGCAUGGCCUUACUCAACCUCUGGGUCAGCCGCGAGGGCAAGAGCGUCAAGAUGGAGAGUCUGUACACGGCGCUGAGGAACAUCGACCGCAGCGAGAUCGUCAGCUCACUGGAGGGCUCCGGCCGGCAGAGCCGCAGCCUGAAGGGCAGCUGGCGCUACACGGACAGAGACUACUCCCUCUCACCAUCUCAGAUGAAUGGUUAUGCUUCGCUGCAGGACGAGCUGCUGUCCCCCGCCUCCCUGCAUUACACGCUGCCAUCCCCGCUGCGUGCCGACCAGUACUGGAAUGAGGUGGCCGUCAUGGAUGCCAUCCCCAUGGCUGCCACCGAGCAGGACGCCCUGAUGGAGAUGUCCGACAUGCAGGUGUGGUCCUCGGGGCUCACCCCCUCGCUGGUGACUGCUGAGGACUCCUCUCUGGAGUGCAGCAAGGCCGAGGACUCGGAUGCCACAAGUGAAGGCCGGUUCCCGGGGCAGCUUCUAGCAGAUGCACAUGGCCCAGACCACAUGGGCUCUAUGGACCUGGUUGAGGAUGACACAGUGGACUCAGAUGCCAUGAAUGGUCUGAUUGACCUUCUAGAACAGGAGGAGGGGCAGAGGCCAGAGGGGAAGAUGCCAGCCGGUGAUUGCCAGCCAGGGACCAAGGAGCAAGACACGGAGAGUGAAGUCUCUUUUGUUUCAGUUCAGCAGAAGGUGCAAGCCAGGAUCACAGCAUCACCUACCAUUAGCCACGUUGUGGAGAAGAGCACAGACAGGCUGAGGGACUGGAGUGCAGAAGGCUCCUUUAUCUCCUGCCUACAGGACCUGACAGCGGGCUCCUGGCAGGAAGGGGUCACCCGAAGGCUGCUCCCGACGCAUACCACAGCCUCCGGCACACAGGGCCAGGAGCAAGAGCAGGUCCUGGUGCCGGCCGUGGAGCUGAUGCGGGUCAGUUCCGCAGAGGACAGCGACUGGCAGCCCCAGCACCCCACAGGCGGCUGGCAGGAGGAGGCAGACAGCCGCUUCUUUGGCCAGGACAGGAUGUGGGCUUUCCUGGCCCAGCUGGUGAUCGCCCUGGUGCUGCUGGCCUUCUUCCUGGUCAGCUGCCAGAACGUCAUGCACAUCAUCAGGGGCUCUGUCCGCUUCCUGCUCAAACACGCCCACCACGAGCUGGACAAGGAGCUCGGGGAGAGCCAGGGGCUGGCGGACGACGAGGAGGCUCUCUCCACCAGGGUUGUCCGCCGGCGUGUCCUUGUGAAGGGAAACGAAGUCCUUCAUCUCCCUGGAGAGCAGGUGACUGAGGAGCAGUUCACAGAUGAUCAAGGCAAUAUCAUCACCAAGAAGGUCAUCCGGAAGGUGGUCCGUCGGCUGGGCCCUGGUGACACAGAUGACAGGCAGGAGCAGGAGCUGAUUCUAGAGGGCUCCCUGCAGAAGCCCCAAGACCUGGAGGCUGAGGACGAUCACUUCAUGAAAUACUCCAUCCUGCACCGGGAUGGUCUGGGGGCCAAGGAGGAGGUGCGAGUGCGUGUCCCGAAACCAGAGGUCUCCGGGGGCAGGAUGGGGGCUCAGAUAGUGAAACGAGCCAGCCUGAAAAGGGGAAAGCAGUGA